Molecule: messenger RNA, 1510 nt
Organism: Cryptomeria japonica (Japanese cedar)
Lineage: Eukaryota; Viridiplantae; Streptophyta; Pinopsida; Cupressales; Cupressaceae
Product: transcription factor MYB14
Exons: 4
Coding region: 126-1394 (422 amino acids)
Source: RefSeq, a predicted model, not a curated record
GGCCACCCUCUUGUGAGGAAACGUCAACCGUGUGUUUCUUUUCUGGUUUGAAUAAAUUCAAUCCUCUGCAGUCGUUGGUGAGGGCACUUAAGAGCAACCAGGUGGACCAACAGUUUCAGACAGACAUGAGCUCAUCCACAGAGCCCAAACCCAAACUCAGAAAAGGCCUUUGGUCGCCUGAAGAAGAUGAUAAGCUCAUCAAUUACAUGAUGAAAAAUGGGCAGGGCUGUUGGAGCGAUGUUGCAAAACAAGCUGGUCUGCAGAGAUGCGGAAAGAGCUGUAGGCUGAGAUGGAUUAACUACCUCAGGCCUGACCUCAAACGAGGAGCAUUCUCACCCCAUGAAGAGCAAUUGAUUAUUCACUUGCAUUCCAUCUUGGGCAACAGGUGGUCUCAGAUUGCAGCUCGUUUGCCUGGACGUACAGACAAUGAGAUCAAGAAUUUCUGGAAUUCCUGCAUUAAAAAGAAGUUGAAGCACCUCAACAACAGCAAUAACAACAACCAUAAAUCUACCACCUCAAAUACAUCACACAGCACCAAUUCCACCAUCCCUGCUACGCCUGCUCGUACACAGCCACUGGACGCCAUGCUGGCAAGGUACCAGCCUUCACUGCGCACAAUGGAAAACCAGUUUUGUAUGCCAGAGUUUCCCAUAAACUCCUCCAUGAAUUGCCAACUAUGGAAUGCUUAUUCUAUUCAAGACGGCUUUAAUCAUUCUCUCAGAUCCAUGAAUUUACAGGAGCCAGCCCAAACAAGGCUAUGCAAUCAAAACUCAUGGAGCAACAAUACUCCACAGCUCCCUCUGAAUUACACUCCUCACACCUCAAUUCCUCCUCUGGUUGACUGCGAAUUUCUGCCAUUGAAAGACAAUGUAAAGAAUGAUAACCAAAACGAGCUGAUGACCAAUUGUGAUUACCAUGAUUCCUCUGGGCUGAGUGCAUGGAGUGCUUCUUAUUCACACAACACAGAUAACUGUGACCCAGUUGGGAGUAUUCUCGAGAGUUAUGCUAAUGAUGAGAAUGUGAAUGCUACAGACCAAUGCAAUGCACAGCCCAUUGCAUGGGCUAAUGAAGGUGAUUGCAGUAAGGGUGACGAUAGCUGUUUCAGAUUCAAUGUAAACUUUGGAAUGCAGCCAUUUGCUGCUACUGAUAAUAGUAAUAGGGAGAAAACUAGCUUUGAGUUUGGUGAGGUGGGAGAAGGGUAUAAUUGCUGUGGAAUAAAGCAAGGUGAAGAAGAAGAAGCCACAACUGGUAAUUCAUUAGGAGGUGGAGGAGGAGGAGGGGGAGGAGGUGAUGGGUUCGAGUUUGAGUGUGAGGGUGCAACAGCAGUGUGGCAUGACAAUGUGUAUGAUAUUCAUACUGCUGCUUGUGAUCUUGAUCAAAUGUAUUUCACCUGAUGGACGUUCUAGCUUUCUUAGUGACUUUCUUUUGUACUUGCAGUCGUGGAUACCUGAAAAAAAAAUUGUUGCAUUUGCUAAUAAUGAAUUUUGAGUUGGUGAUUCACAAUCUCAAA